Molecule: messenger RNA, 444 nt
Organism: Dovyalis caffra
Lineage: Eukaryota; Viridiplantae; Streptophyta; Magnoliopsida; Malpighiales; Salicaceae
Source: the annotation of a GenBank genome assembly
AUGGCAAAUUUUGUUUUGAGACUGCCAGCAACCAGCUUGAGGAGCUUCUCUAUUUCAGCUUCAUCAAAUGAUUCAGGGGCUGUCCCGGGGACUAGUACUACACAAAAUGGGGGCCCAGUGAUCUUAGAGCUGCCACUUGAUAAGAUUAGAAGGCCAUUGAUGAGAACCAGAGCUAAUGAUCCAAUUAAGGUGAAGGAACUCAUGGAUAGCAUCAAAGAAAUUGGUCUUCAAGUACCUAUUGAUGUGCUUGAGGUAGAUGGAGUUUACUAUGGAUUCUCGGGUUGCCAUCGGUAUGAAGCUCAUCAGCGCCUUGGGCUCCCAACAAUUCGUUGCAAAAUUCGACGCGGAACAAAAGAAACACUAAGAACCCUCCAGUUGAAAUGGGCACAAGACAGCAACCGCACCAUAAAUGUCCUACCAUCGCCCGCACAAUAUCACGAGUAA